This is a messenger RNA of Lycium barbarum (goji berry), 2317 nucleotides long. Its product is annotated as tropinone reductase 1-like. The coding region runs from base 172 to 708 and encodes 178 amino acids. Lineage: Eukaryota; Viridiplantae; Streptophyta; Magnoliopsida; Solanales; Solanaceae. Gene Ontology annotation, molecular function: oxidoreductase activity. The record is from RefSeq and is a predicted model, not a curated record. The transcript is spliced from 4 exons.
UGUAAAUUGUGUGGAACACGUAUAGACAUGCUAAACAAGCUUUUCUGUUCUAUACACACAUGAAACCAUUUUCUGUCCCUAUAUAUAUUAUAUAGUAUAUAUGACAAAGUGACCACCAAGGCUUUAAAAUCUCAUUUUUAAGCAGUUGCAGAAAAACAUAGACAACCACAAAUGGCAGAAUCAAAAGAUAACGAGAAAAUAUUGAGAGGAAGAUGGAGUCUCAAAGGCACCACUGCCCUUGUUACUGGUGGCUCCAAAGGCAUAGGGUAUGCAAUAGUGGAAGAAUUGGCAAGUUUUGGAGCAACAGUAUAUACAUGUUCACGUAAUGAAAAGGAGCUGCAAGAAUGCCUUGAGAUUUGGAGAAAAAAGGGACUUAAAGUUGAAGGUUCUGUUUCUGACUUAUUAUUGCGCACUGAACGUGAGAAGCUUAUGCAGACUGUUGGACAUGUUUUUAGUGGAAAGCUCAAUAUUUUGGUAAAUAAUGCAGGAGUAUCAAUAUUUAAGGAAACUAAAGAUUUCACAGCAGAAGAUUACAACAUCAUAAUGGGAACUAAUUUUGAAGCAGCUUAUCAUUUAUGUCAAAUUGCUCAUCCCUUAUUGAAGGCAUCUGAAAAUGGCAAUGUUAUUUUUGUCUCUUCAAUCGCUAGCUUUUCAGCUCUGCCUUCUCUGUCUCUUUAUUCUGCCUCCAAAGUUAUUAUCUCAGCAUGAUUCGAAGAAGUAGCAACAAUGGACUGCUUUGUAGAUCGCCAUGAUAUAGCAGUACCUCCGCAUGUAAACAGAUAGCCUGUUUGAGAUCGAGCUUUAUGUGGAUCAAAUAAAUAACCUGUAUCUGUAUAACCAACAAGAUUUGUACUACCUUUGUUAGUAUAAAACAGACGCAUAUCGUUAGUUCCCUUCAGAUAUCGCAAUAUAUGCUUAACUCCGUUCAAUAUCUUAGUGGGCAGCCGUGUUCUCAUAAGUAGUGGUCUUGCUAUCAAUUGUAGUCAUUUAAUGAACGAUUCAGCAAGAACAUUUUGGGUAUGAACAUGAGCUACAGGAUAUUCAACUUUUAUCCCAUCUGAUAAACAGUAAGCAUCAAAAGAUUAAGACGUAAAUUAUCCAGCAUUAUCGAGGCGUAUAGCCUUAAUGGGAUAAUCCGAAAACUAUGCCCUUAAGCGUAUUAUUUGUGCCAAUAAUUUCGCAAACGCCAGGUUGCGAGAUGAUAGGAGGCACGCAUGAGACCAUCUUGAAGAUGCGUUUAUUAGGACCAUAAAAUAUCUGAAUGACCCACAAGGUGGAUGAAUAGGUCCACAUAUAUCCCCAUGUAUACGCUCUAUAAAGGCAGGGGAUUCAAUGUCAACUUUCAUUGGAUAUGGCUUAGCUAUCAAUUUAUCCUGAUAAUAAGCGACACAUGAAAAUUCACCACUUUCAAGAAUCUUCAGGUUCUUAAGUGGAUGCCCUUUUGAAUUUUCAAUAAUUCGUCUCAUCAUUAUUGAUCCAGGGUGACCUAUUCGGUCAUGCCAAAACACAAAAGUACUUGAAUCAUUAAACUUCUGGUUUACGAUCAAGUGUGCUUCAAUUGUACUAAUUUCUGCAUAAUACAGGUCAGAAGACAGAGUUGGUAAUUUCUCUAAAACAUAUUUUUGGACGGAGACAUUCUUUGUAAUGACAAGAUAUUCAGCAUUUAUUUCGUUUAAUAUCUCAACGUGAUACCCAUUACGGCGGAUAUCGUUGAAACUUAACAAGUUUCUUAGGGAUUUAGAAGAGAAUAAUGCAUCUUCUAUAGCAAGUUUCGGCCCCCUAAACAGAAAUAUAGUAGCUCUUCCGGAGCCUUCAAUCAAAUUGGAAUUGCCAGAAAUUGUAUUAAUAUUUCUCCUUUUCCUACGCAAGUGAGAAAAAUAUUUCUCAUCUUUGAAUAAGGCAUGCGUUGUUUCAUUAUCAAUCACACAAAUAUCUUCAUGAUUGCUCAUUGAUCCAAAUAAUAUUUGAGGAUUUUCUAUAUAUUCCUCAAAAUGAAAGAAUAGACAAAGUAAACAUUGGAGUAGAUAAUAUUAUUAAACAAAGCAUGACACAAACUUUAUUUACAUAACUAUAUUAGCUAAUACAAAUAACAUAGAUGAAAAUAUCUAAGUUAUUAUAGAUCCAUCACCGAUCAUAUGAUUUAUUUUUUCCUUAAGGGUGUUCAAAGAAAUCUUCCACAUCUAGAUGUAUGAGCUCAACUUUAUCUUCAGAGAUGAAAUUUGCUUUGGCAUUCUUUUCUGCCUUUUUGAGAAAGGCUUGAUACAACUCAACUAGAUGCUUUGGCGUACGAUAGGUACGUGACCAGUGCCCCUUUCCU